This is a messenger RNA of Haplochromis burtoni (Burton's mouthbrooder), 3636 nucleotides long. It is a transcript of the gene dcaf6, whose product is annotated as ddb1 and cul4 associated factor 6. Gene Ontology annotation, molecular function: protein binding. Lineage: Eukaryota; Metazoa; Chordata; Actinopteri; Cichliformes; Cichlidae. The coding region runs from base 319 to 3228 and encodes 969 amino acids. Gene Ontology annotation, biological process: positive regulation of transcription by RNA polymerase II. Gene Ontology annotation, cellular component: Cul4-RING E3 ubiquitin ligase complex; cytoplasm. The transcript is spliced from 21 exons. The record is from RefSeq and is a predicted model, not a curated record.
UUCUCGCGUUAUUUGGACACAGCUGACCGCUUGAAGAAAUAAACCAGGCUAGGCUAACAGGACAGAUAGUUAGCAGCAGCACGGAGAACAGGAACACAGUCGGGCUUCAGCUCAGUGGGGAGGGGGGGGAACAGCGGAGACCGGACAGGAGCGACUCUUUCCCUUCCAGCAAUGCGGACACUGAGUGUCUCCUCCAGCUAACGUCAACGGCGUCCCAACGGGCAGGGACUGCUCCGAGGCGACGGGAGAUAAAAGGCGACAUCAAAAAAGGGGAAGGGUUAGCUCUGUUUCAAUGUUAUUGUCAAUUCAGAACCACAUAUGGUCACAAUGUCCUGCACUGGCAACCUCGUUUGGGAUGUAAACAAACGCCUAAUUGGAUACAGCGAGCCUAACGCCAUCAGGACCAACUAUUUAGGUAGAAGAGAAUUUGUCCAGAGGCUUAAACUCGAAGCAACACUGAACGUACACGAUGGCUGCGUCAACACUAUAUCGUGGAACGACACGGGCGAAUACAUCCUGUCAGGGUCGGACGAUACCUUCCUGGUCAUCACCAACCCUUACAACAAAAAGGUCAAGAAGUCAAUACGUUCAGGUCAUCGGGCAAACAUCUUCAGUGCAAAGUUCAUGCCCCACACCAACGAUCAGGAAAUUAUCUCCUGCUCUGGAGACGGCAUCAUCUACUACACCCACACUGAGAAGAGUCCCGAGUACAACAGACAGUGUCAGUUCACCUGCCAUUAUGGAACCGCUUAUGAGAUUAUGACGGUACCGAACGACCCCUACACGUUCCUGUCCUGCGGGGAGGACGGCACGGUGCGAUGGUUCGACCUUCGCAUGAAAACUAGCUGCACUAAAGAAGACUGCAAAGAUGACAUCCUGAUAAACUGCAGAAGAGCAGCGACCUCCAUAUCAAUUUCUCCGCUGGUGCCGUACUACCUGGCCGUGGGCUGCUCCGACAGCUCAGUACGAAUCUACGACAGACGCAUGCUGGGUACAAGAGCGACGGGUAAUUACAUGGGCCGGGGAACCACGGGCAUGUGUGUUCGGUUUGUUCCCGCUCACCUGGCCAACAAGUCGUGCAGAGUGACCUCUCUCUGCUACAGCGAGGACGGUCAGGAGGUGCUGGUCAGCUACUCCUCCGAUUACAUUUACCUGUUCAAUCCCAAAGAUGACCAGGCUCGAGAGCUCAAGGGCCCGUCGGAGGAGAGGAGAGAGGAGCUGAGGCAGCCUCCAGUGAAGCGCCUCCGUCUACGAGGUGACUGGUCUGACACUGGACCCCGAGCUCGCCCUGAGAGCGAGAGGGAGAGAGAUGGGGAGCAGAGUCCGAACGUGUCUCUGAUGCAGAGGAUGUCGGACAUGCUGUCCCGGUGGUUUGAGGAGGCCAGUGAAGCCCAGAGUAGCAGAGGAACCCGACCUCAAACGCGGCCCCGAGGUACAGCUCUUCGUCCCGAGGGGACGUUGAAUGCUCCAGCUGCCACAACAGGCGACUCUAGUCAGGAGUCCAGCGCCCCCGAGAGGCCUGUGGGGACGGACUCCCCAGAGGUACCUGCCAGUCCCGCAGCGGCCACCACUGCGCCCAUGCCUAAAUCCACCUCCUCUUCCUCCUCAGGGUCAUCAUCAACAGUCACAGCACCUCCUCCUUCCAGCUCAUCAUCAGUGGAGACCUCGGCCACUUCUUCCUCCCCUCUCACGUCGUCCCCCGACUCAGAGCAGCGGAGUCAGGGUGACACAACUGGGACCCCGACGGCCACGCCCACCUCUGAGCCCGCACUCUCAGAGUAUGGUCCUCAUCGGCUGCCCAUAAGUUUAGUGUGUAGGCGUUUGCAGAGGUUGCUCCGGCUGGCUGACCCACCUGGACGGGGUCGGCGAGCGGCCCCUUCUCCUUCUCCUUCUUCUUCUUCACCUUCUUCUUCCUCUGCAGCCCCUGAGAGACAGUCGCAAAGAGCUGCUACCUCUGCCGCUGCUGCUCCUGAGAACCAACCCUGUACAGAUUCCCCCUCGUCUGUGGUAAACAAACAGCUGGGAUCCAUGACUCUUGAUGAACAGCAGGUAGCAGCCGAAGCUACAGCUUCACCUGCUGAUGAAUCUGCUGCUGCACCAGCCAGCAGCAUCCCAUCCAUCUCCACCUCCACUUCCACCAGUCGACCCAGUGCAGCAGAGCCUGUCCUCAGCCUGCACUACAGCUCAGAGGGAACCACCACCAGCACUAUCAAACUGGACUUCACUGAUGAGUGGAGCAGCAGCACGUCCAGUUCGAUGGGCAGUGGAGGCCCCAAAACAUCAGAAGCUGCAGCUGUACAGAGCAGAGAGAGUCUGUCGACAGAGAGCUCGGUAUCAGAGCAGGAACCAGCAUGUGAUGCCUCCUGCUCCAGUGCCCCCAGCAGCUCAGCAGCUCAGGUACCAGCAGAGGGCUCCUCUGAGGGAGACAGCAUGGCGUCUUCGCCGCAGGAGAGGAGUCAGCCGGAAGGUACAGAGGACAGGUCAGGGGGCUGUCGGCGAGCAGAGCCCUCUACAGAGGAGGGGCAGGAGGGCGUGGAGGGCCAGAGUCAGCCCGCACGCGGCAACCAGGACUCUGAUGACAGUGAUGAUGAUCCUAUUCUUAUCCCCCCCUCAAGGUUCAGAGGACAGGGGCAGAGAUUUAAUUCCAGAGGAUCUGCAGUAGGAGAUAGGAUGAUCAGACAAUCAGCAGCAGCUCGUAUUCAGGAGCUGUUCCGCAGGAGGAAAGAAAGGAGGGAGAUGGAGGAGAGCGAGACUCAGAAUAUCAGGAGACCUUCAGUCAAAAUGGUCUACAAAGGCCACCGCAACUCCAGGACAAUGAUAAAGGAGUCGUGUUUCUGGGGCAACAACUUUGUGAUGAGUGGUUCAGACUGCGGCCACAUCUUCAUUUGGGACAGACACACCGCAGAGCACCUCAUGCUACUUGAAGCCGACAACCACGUGGUCAACUGCCUGCAGCCGCACCCUUACGACCCCAUUCUGGCUUCUUCAGGGAUAGAUUAUGAUAUCAAGAUUUGGUCGCCACUGGAAGCAUCGCCGUCUUUCAACAGAGUCCUCGCUGAGGAGGUCAUCACUCGGAAUGAGCUGAUGUUGGAGGAAACGAGAAACACGAUCACAGUCCCGGCCUCUUUCAUGCUUCGAAUGUUGGCCUCCCUCAAUCACAUCAGAUCAGAUCGAGUAGAAGGCGAUCGCUCCGAAGGAUCAGGCCAGGAAAACGAGGACGAGCAGUAGCCAGCUGGAAUUUUAUUUUAAAAUAAACACUAUUUCUUCUUGCUGUAUAGCACUUGAAAAAUACCCGAGAUUUGUACAAGUAUAGUGUAGAAAAACUUCCUUUUGAAAAUUAGUGUAAUUUCUAGCCCCUUGUGUUUUUUAAGAAGACUUUCUUACUGAUGUGUCUGUAUGAGGAUAAACUAUAUUUGUGUGAAUGUAAAGGCAAGGACGUCAAAAUAUAAGUGUGAGGAAAAGUGGUGGCUGGUGUGAAAGUUUAAGUGCAAUAUUAUUUUGUUAGGAGAAGGUGAGCUUUGAUCAGUGUUAACGUUUGACGUUUUUGAAACUGUAGCACAGCUGAGAAAUGUUGAUGUGCUGCUCCGGCAGUUACGCAUGUGAAUACAGACAUAAAGUAAAACACGGAUGCUUUAA